AUGCAAAGUCCAUAUCCUGUGACGCAAAUGUCUAAAGUCGAUGAUGAGUCUCUAUUGAAGGACAGUAAGAGCAAGUCCAAGACGGCUGCAAAAUCAGAGGCUCCAAGGCCGCAUGCCUGCCCUAUAUGCCAUAGAGCGUUCCAUAGGUUAGAGCAUCAGACAAGACACAUGAGAAUCCAUACCGGUGAGAAGCCCCACGCUUGCGACUUCCCCGGAUGCGUGAAAAGGUUUAGUAGAAGCGAUGAAUUGACGAGACACAGAAGGAUCCAUACCAACUCUCACCCUCGAGGCAAAAGAGGCAGGAAGAAAAAAGUAGUCGGCUCCCCGAUAAAUAGCGCCAGUUCCAGUUCUACCAGCAUACCAGAUUUGAACUCGGCAAGUUUUUCACCACCACUGCCAGAACAACAGCUUUCUCCCUUGAUUCCUAUAGCUAUCGCACCGAAAGAAAAUUCAAGUCGAUCUUCCACUAGGAAAGGAAGGAGAACGAAAUUCGAAAUCGGCGAAACUGGCAGUAAUGAUGCGUUCAUGGCCUCUUCUUUAGCCAACCCGAUGGCUAAGAUUCCUGUUUCAGUGAAGCCUCCUCCUUCUUUAGCACUGAAUAACAUGAACUAUCAGACCACAUCUACCCCUACGACCUCGUCUUCGUUGAGUAACAGCCAUAGCGGCAGUAGAUUGAAAUUGAACGCGUUGUCUUCCUUACAAAUGAUGACACCGCUUGCUAAUAGUGCGCCUAGAACCGUUUUUAUAGAUAACCCUGAUCAAAAGCAGCAGCAGCAGCAGCAGCAAAAUUCGCAAUCACAGCGUUAUUCAAAUACUGUUAUACUGCCGAGGCCGCGAUCCUUAACGGAUUUCCAAGGAUUGAAUAAUGUGAACUCGAACACCAAUGCUGUUUUCAGAGCACAACAUCAAAGUUCCAUACAGUUGAAGAGGCCAAAUUCAGUAUUAAGCCUGAACGAUUUGUUGGUUGGUCAAAGAAAUUCUAAUGAAUCAGACUCCGAUUUUACCACCGGUGGUGAGGAUGAAGACGAUGGGUUGAAAGAUCCAUCCAACUCUAGCAUUGAUAAUCUUGACCAAGACUACUUACAGGAGCAAUCAAGGAAAAAAUCCAAGACUUCUACACCCACAACAAUGCGAAGCAGAUCUGCGAGCGGUACGAAUCUGCAUACUUUGGAAUAUGUAAUGAACCAAAACCAUUUGCAUUCUGCGUCAUCAUCGCCUGAUUUCCAGAAAGAACUAAACAAUAGACUACUAAACAUCCAAAAACAGCAACAAGAUCAACAUUCAUUGUUGCAAUUACAAAAUACAUCGAAUCAAAAUCAAAAUCAAACGAUGGCUACCAAUAGUUCGUCAAGUACAACACCGCUGUUAUUGUCGCCAAGAAUGAACAUGGCCAAUACCGCCAUGCCCAUCCAACAAACCCCUAUUUCCCGGCUGGAUCAACAGGCUCAAGAAGCGGAAACACUACCGCCUAUUAGAAGUUUGCCAUUGCCCUUUCCACACAUGGAUUGA
Messenger RNA from Saccharomyces kudriavzevii IFO 1802, 1509 nucleotides. It is a transcript of the gene MIG1, whose product is annotated as transcription factor MIG1. Gene Ontology annotation, cellular component: cytoplasm; nucleus. The transcript has a single exon. Gene Ontology annotation, molecular function: RNA polymerase II cis-regulatory region sequence-specific DNA binding. NCBI's taxonomy places the organism in Eukaryota, Fungi, Ascomycota, Saccharomycetes, Saccharomycetales, Saccharomycetaceae. Bases 1 to 1509 code for a protein of 502 amino acids. The record is from RefSeq and is a predicted model, not a curated record.